Salvia miltiorrhiza (redroot sage) is the source of this 684-nucleotide messenger RNA. RefSeq names its product secreted RxLR effector protein 161-like. The coding region runs from base 1 to 684 and encodes 227 amino acids. The record is from RefSeq and is a predicted model, not a curated record. The transcript is spliced from 3 exons. Lineage: Eukaryota; Viridiplantae; Streptophyta; Magnoliopsida; Lamiales; Lamiaceae.
AUGACAGAAACUAGAGAAGUAUCAGUUCUUAUAGCUCAACACUUUAAGAUAUCUACAUAUCAGAGGCUUAAAACUGAAGCUGAAAGGAAAGAGAUGAGUUAUAUUCCAUAUGCAAACAUUGUGGGUAGCAUAAUGUAUACCAUGAUUUGUACAAGGCCUAAUGUGGCUCAUGCAAUUAGUGUAGCAAGCAGGUAUAUGUCAGAUCAUGGAAAGACUCACUGGCAGGCUUUAAAAUGGAUCUUAAGUUACAUGAAGAGCACUGAAGGAUAUGGAAUAGUUUUAAAGAUAAAUGAUAGUCAUCAAGGGGAUGCCCUCAUAGGAUUUUGCGAUUCAGAUUAUGCUGCAAAUGUUGACACAAGGAAAUCUCAGUCAGGUUAUGUCUUCAACUCAUAUGGCUCUGCUAUAAGUUGGAAAUCUUCACUGCAAUUAGAAGUACAUUUGUCAACAACUGAAGCAGAAUACAUUGCUUUUAUUGAGUCUGUCAAGAAAAGUAUUUGGUUGAAAGGUAUCAUUAAAGUUUUGGGAAUUGAGCAGAGUUCAGUGGGAGUUGUUAAAGUAAAGAAAGUUGCUACAGAGCACAAUGCUGCUGAUAUGCUCACUAAAUCACUUCCAGCCACCAAAUUCAGAUAUUGUUUGGAGUUGCUGGAUAUCUUGGAUCUCAAUCCAUCUUUUUCAACGGUUUAG